Molecule: messenger RNA, 712 nt
Organism: Entrophospora sp. SA101
Lineage: Eukaryota; Fungi; Glomeromycota; Glomeromycetes; Entrophosporales; Entrophosporaceae
Source: the annotation of a GenBank genome assembly
CACCCAGCCUAUGGAAUACAAAAGCAGUAAUAAUAAUGGGUGGAAAUACCUGGUAACAUUUAUGGAAAGCUCACCAAGUGAAUUGGGAUGGAUAGAACCAUCAUUAAAAUUUGGCAGUGAAACUGUAAAUCUGGUUCAAUCUGCUGGUGUGGGUAGAACUAGUGUUGUAUAUGAGGGAAAGCACAAUGAUGAAUUUGUGGUUGUAAAAAUGGCAAAAAAGGUGGAAUAUCUACAUUGUUUUGAAAGGGAAAAAGAUGUAUUGGAAAAAUUGUCAACUCUUAAUUCACCUUAUAUUCCAAAGAUCCUAUUUAACAAUUAUGACACACUUGUUAUUACUCCAUGUGGUGAGAAAGUUAAUAAUUUACAAAAGAAAGAUAUCAAAGACAUCAUUACCACCCUCCAAGAUGUUCAUUCAUGUGGAAUUAUACAUAGAGAUCUUAGGAAAUACAACUUUCUUCGAAAUUUUGAUGAUUUAAGUGAAAAUAUUCUUAUUAUUGAUUGGGGAUAUAGUACAAGUAAUUCUGAAAGUGCUAAAUUUGCAGGUGCAUUGGAAUGUAUGCCAAACGAAGUCCUGGAAUCAUUAAUCAAUGAGGAAGAGAUCAUUUAUGGGCCAAAAGUUGACUUGAUGUGUUUUGUGCAUUCAUUUUAUUUAAUGAUCCAUAGACCAUCACUGGAUAUGUCUCCCUUUGAUAAAGAUGAUAUUAAAAAAUGA